Molecule: messenger RNA, 8586 nt
Organism: Orbicella faveolata
Lineage: Eukaryota; Metazoa; Cnidaria; Anthozoa; Scleractinia; Merulinidae
Product: 1-phosphatidylinositol 3-phosphate 5-kinase-like
Biological process (GO): neutrophil chemotaxis; phosphatidylinositol metabolic process; intracellular signal transduction
Cellular component (GO): cytoplasmic vesicle; vesicle membrane
Molecular function (GO): 1-phosphatidylinositol-3-phosphate 5-kinase activity; ATP binding; metal ion binding
Source: RefSeq, a predicted model, not a curated record
UCAGAAGGAUAUUUCGCUGCAGAAUCUGUUGUAGAUGUCGUAGGACUUUAUCGAGGGAGAUUUCCCCUGAAGACUAUUUUUAUUUCUGUGAAAGUGGCUUAUCAGUUCCUAGCUAAAAUGCUAAGAAAAGCAACAAAGAAAACACACACGGUGUCAAGAGGCUAGUGGCCUUCAAUCAAACCAAGAUGGAUUCCGAGGAGGAUGUAAGACUGACAUCAUUUCGUCCACUCAGUCCAGACCAUUCCAAAUCGAACUUCUCUCUAGCUCGAUUUUUCCAGAGAAAACGGCAUGAAGCGAGAGUGGAAGUCAAGGUGGAUGCGUCAAAGGGCCAACGUCCAGUCAGCCCUUUAGUAAGUCCCCGUAGCUCUCCGCAGCUGCAGAAACGAACGAAAAGCCCUGAACCACUGCAGCGAUCGUGGUCAUCAGCCUCUCCACUGAUUAGGAGGCGUUCCAGUGCGCAAGCUGGUAGUUCUGUUCCCUCGAGACGUGCUUCUCCUGGUCAUCGUAAUGUACACGCUGUUCUGGGCCGCCUCAAUGCGGCUGCAGACGGAGGAGGACAGCUGAGACAAGAGUACAAGGAGAGUGAUUUCAAGCAGUACUGGAUGCCAGAUGAGAAUUGUAAAGAGUGCUAUGAAUGCAGUGAGAAGUUCAACACUUUUCGCCGUCGACAUCACUGUCGUCUUUGUGGCCAAAUAUUCUGCUACAGGUGUUGUUACCUGGAAAUUCCUGGACAGCUUAUGGGAUAUACAGGGUUCUUACGAGUGUGCACCUACUGCCACAAAGUUGUACAGCAUUACACUCAGUCCUCUGACUUGAAUGUCACCAGAAAUCUGGAACAGCUACAGGCUGACCUGCGCACAAUCAACUCUGAGCCAGACUUGAGUACCACUAACAAUAGCAACAUGACUAUGACAGUUCCUAAACCCUAUCCCUUUGAUUUUGACGAUGAAGAGCAUAUCUAUAUUCAGCCAUUGCUCAGAAAGGUUAGUGGUACUGGUGCAAGUGGCACGGCUGGAAUGAAUUCUUAUUACGAAAAGUUUGAGCUGAAAGAGAGACCAUCACCCAUGUCAGGGAGGAGACCGUUUGAUGCAUUUGGAGUCUGUGCGGCAGAAGCUGACAUGUUGAAACAGGACUCUUUCCGUGAGUUGUGGAAUCAAAUAAUGUCCCCAAGGUCUGGAUUAGAACUACAGAGCCAUCGCUUCCGUUUGAGGACUUACCAGAAUUGUUUUGUUGGAAGUGAAUUAGUUGACUGGCUGCUUAAGUAUGAGAAAACUUCCACAAGAAAUCAGGCUGUUAUGAUUGGUCAAGGUUUGCUGGAGUCUGGCUGGCUAGAGCCUGUACCUAACACACGUGACGGAGGAGCAGUCUUUAAAGAUGAAUAUGUUCUGUACCAACCUGGAGUGGCUGUUUCCACUAAGAAGUCAUCACUAUUCUGGACAGAGACAGACAAGCCUGCUGACAAAAAUGAAUCCCUGAUUGAGAGUGAUGAGAUCAUCAGUGAACACGUGGAUGAUGAUAAUGAUGAAACAGUACCUCACUGGUUCCGACAGCUAGAGCAGCAUGGUGUUGAAUCAGCUUCAGAGGAGUUUGAUUCCAGUUUCUCUCAAGAGGCGUCUGGAAAACCAAAUAAUGUUAAGACAGGACCAAAGCUUUUGGAUCUGGAUUUAAUGAAUGGCAUCGCCUCUGAGGAAGGAGACAGCGAAUUAUCACUCAAGGUUGAUCUGCAACAUUUUGGAGAGCCUGGAAAACUUGGCAUGGCAUCACAGGACACCCAAAGUGAAGUAGGAGGCUCCAAACUUUCUCUGAUAACAGACACCCCUCCACCUCCACUGGAGCAGUAUGUGUACAACGAGGGGUACCCGUACACUCCACUGAGACCCAGCAACAAGAAAAAUCAAGAUGAAAUUGUGCUGAGCACUAGCAAUACCCCGGAUGAGAUAUUCAGUGGAGCUAUGAUGGCACGGAAGAUUGGUGUGGACCGAUCUCCUGCCCCUGAUAUUAGCGAGCUGAGGGAGGAUAAUGGUGAGAGGUUAGCCAUGGAACGUCUGAGGGCUGCACAUGCAUACCAUCUAAACACUCUGUUGGAGCAAUUGUUGAGGGAUGCUGGGCUGUCAGUUGAUUGGAAAGAAACAAUAUUGCCUAUAGUGAAGAUAGUCAGUGAGCAGGUGACUCCUGAUGUUCGUAAAGAUGAUGACAUGGAUAUCUGUGACUAUGUAAAGUUCAAGAAGAUUCCUGGAGGAAACAAGAGUGACUGUGAAAUGAUCAGCGGUGUUGUGUUCACAAAGAACAUCGCAAAUAAGAAGAUGGCCAGUGUGUUGAGCAACCCUAAAAUCCUGGUUCUUAGUUGUGCCAUUGAUUAUCAGCGUAAUGAAAACCGCCUGGCUUCUCUUGAUCCUCUUGUUCUCCAAGAAUUCGAAUUUCUGAAGAACUUUGUAGCAAGAGUGGUUUCUUUACGACCGAACAUUUUGUUGGUGGAGAAAACUGUUUCACGACUGGCUCAGGACAUGCUCUUGCAACAUGGGAUCACUCUGGUCUUGAAUGUUAAACCAGAAGUGAUUGAGCGCAUAGCCAGAUGCACACGAGCAGAUGUUCUUUGUUCCAUGGAGCAGCUUAGUCGACCACAACUGGGUUCCUGUCAAUCAUUCAGAGUUCAGAGAUACACUCUUAAGAAUGGAGAGUCCAAGACACUCAUGUUCAUUGAUGGCUGCCCAGCUGAUCUUUUCUGCACAGUGAAUCUCCGAGGAGGCAACAGUUUCGUGUUGGCUAAAGUGAAGCGUAUUUUCCAACACAUGGUUUUCGUUGCUUACAGUUUGAGAUUAGAACUGCAGUUUCUGAUGGACGAGUUCGCCUUGCCACCAGAUACUAACCAUUUAAUUGAGGAAUGGGAAAUUGCCGCUAAAAAUUUUGAAAAGAGGAUGAAAGCGGAUGAAGGGGAAUUGAAUGAAAAAGAGGACAGUGGUGGAGAUUGUUCAGAACAGAAUAAGAACUUGACAGAAACAACACAGCAAGAUUCUUGUGAAGGAAGUGAACUUUUCCUCACAGCGUUAAAAAGCACCAUUUUAGCCAGCUCGCCAUUUCUCGACUAUCCGCUCCCGUAUUUGCUCACAGAAGCGGGUAGAAACAUGGCCUUAAGAUCCGCUCUGCCUCGAGAUAUUUACUGGUCAGCACGACUCGACCUAGAUCCCCAUUCUCGUCACUUGACCGAAGAGGGUAUGGAGGAGUUUGAUUUUUCAAAUCCUCAUCAGCGCCGCCUGAGUAAGCUGGUUUGCAUGUUGGAACCACACCCUCUGUUGUCAGCGUCACUGACAAUGGAUCCUAAUAACAUAUUGUUUCAAGCCUUGGUGAGCGACUUUCGCGCCCAGGGAGGACAAAUACAGCUGACGAAGAAUGGGAUGGCUGUGUCCCGAGGCCGUUGUAAAUGGCUUGAAGGUAUUGGCGAGAAGAAGGUUAGAAAGAGCAAUAAAGAAAAGAGCUGUCUCCAGGGAACUAACAGCCCAAAGAUCAAUUUUCCAGAAAGAACAAAUGAAGAAGAGCAAGAACAGAAGGAUCAGUUUGUUCCAGCAAGCCCGCUUCAUUUUAACAGAAAGCAAGUGGACUGUUUGGAUCCAUAUGCUCAUCAGAGAAUUGCCGUGUUAUUCAUAAGCUACUCAAAUGAAUCGAACAAUUCACCCCGCCCGUGUAUUAGUCCAUGGGCUGUUUUCAUGGAGUUUUAUGGACGAAACGACAUCACUCUUGGUGGUUUUCUGGAGAUAUACUGUUUUAGGUAUAUUGUGAUGGGUUUUGAAAUAUAUAAUGGAGAGUCCAAGACACUCAUGUUCAUUGAUGGCUGCCCAGCUGAUCUUUUCUGCACAGUGAAUCUCCGAGGAGGCAACAGUUUCGUGUUGGCUAAAGUGAAGCGUAUUUUCCAACACAUGGUUUUCGUUGCUUACAGUUUGAGAUUAGAACUGCAGUUUCUGAUGGACGAGUUCGCCUUGCCACCAGAUACUAACCAUUUAAUUGAGGAAUGGGAAAUUGCCGCUAAAAAUUUUGAAAAGAGGAUGAAAGCGGAUGAAGGGGAAUUGAAUGAAAAAGAGGACAGUGGUGGAGAUUGUUCAGAACAGAAUAAGAACUUGACAGAAACAACACAGCAAGAUUCUUGUGAAGGAAGUGAACUUUUCCUCACAGCGUUAAAAAGCACCAUUUUAGCCAGCUCGCCAUUUCUCGACUAUCCGCUCCCGUAUUUGCUCACAGAAGCGGGUAGAAACAUGGCCUUAAGAUCCGCUCUGCCUCGAGAUAUUUACUGGUCAGCACGACUCGACCUAGAUCCCCAUUCUCGUCACUUGACCGAAGAGGGUAUGGAGGAGUUUGAUUUUUCAAAUCCUCAUCAGCGCCGCCUGAGUAAGCUGGUUUGCAUGUUGGAACCACACCCUCUGUUGUCAGCGUCACUGACAAUGGAUCCUAAUAACAUAUUGUUUCAAGCCUUGGUGAGCGACUUUCGCGCCCAGGGAGGACAAAUACAGCUGACGAAGAAUGGGAUGGCUGUGUCCCGAGGCCGUUGUAAAUGGCUUGAAGGUAUUGGCGAGAAGAAGGUUAGAAAGAGCAAUAAAGAAAAGAGCUGUCUCCAGGGAACUAACAGCCCAAAGAUCAAUUUUCCAGAAAGAACAAAUGAAGAAGAGCAAGAACAGAAGGAUCAGUUUGUUCCAGCAAGCCCGCUUCAUUUUAACAGAAAGCAAGUGGACUGUUUGGAUCCAUAUGCUCAUCAGAGAAUUGCCGUGUUAUUCAUAAGCUACUCAAAUGAAUCGAACAAUUCACCCCGCCCGUGUAUUAGUCCAUGGGCUGUUUUCAUGGAGUUUUAUGGACGAAACGACAUCACUCUUGGUGGUUUUCUGGAGAUAUACUGUUUUAGGUAUAUUGUGAUGGGUUUUGAAAUCGGCCACGCUGCCUCCGCAGUCUUAAGAAUGUUGAUAUUAUGUUGCAGGUACCGUCCUAUCAAACUGUUUGAGAUAGCCAUCCCUUCCCCACGGAUUUAUAUCAAUGAGAAGACGAGAGAUGCAAGCUUGUGGAUCAGUGACCUGCGUGCUAUAGCAACAAGAGGAGAGACAGUGUUUGCUGCUGUUUUUGACCGGCUUGAAUCUCUAAAGGAUUAUUCUACUCAGCCAGACCGUCAUGUUAAGAUACAGCAGUUUUUUGUAGCACUCGAUGAGGAGCAUACGCGCUUCUUGGAACAAGUUGAAAUUGUGGAAAAGAAAGCAGCCAGUCUUCAGGAACCACAGAAUUCGCUAGCCACGAAGAACCCGGACUCAUGUGAACACUUGGGCCCUGAAGAUAGACAGGCACUGGAGUACGUCAUAGCAAACAGCUUGAAUAGUCUCAAGAAAACCUUGUGCGAAACUGUAGAAAGCUGGAACAAUACCCUACAAGAAUAUUUCCAAGCUGAAAAGAAGAAGACCAAUAAGUCGAUGACAUCUUCCAUGCGGGAAGGAAAGUUGAUGUCUUCAGUACAACUCGACGGAAAGUCAUCAUUAGAACAACUAAGCAAAUCGACUGACUUUCUGGGAGUCCGAGGCGUGGACUUGAAUUUUCAAGAAGGAAACCUCAGCCCCUCUCAGACUCCCUGGGGAUCAAGAUCACCCUCACCCUACCCCAGCCCUGACAUAAACGAAGACUCACCUGAAGUGUUGAGCGGGCCAGAUGUGGAAGUAAUGCACGUGACCAGUGGAUUUCGACCAAUCCCAAGCACGGAAAAAGACGUCAACACCCCAGUGGACUCCCCCACGGAAGGCAUUUUACCUGUGGGAGGGGUGGUUAAGGGACAUUCUUUGCCUGGUGCAAAAAAUGAGCCUUUAGCAAGGGUCUGUCUUGAGAAGAAUCUCACAGAGCGGCAAAGGUCUGAAACCCUCAAGGCCUUUGUUGUUAUUGAGGCCAAAAGCGAGAAAGGUCUAGAUGGCAAUUCAUCUAUUGCCAAAGAAAACGUACUAGCCAUAGACCCUCGAGGUAAAGAGGAACCUUGUGGAGGCAAGGUGGAUGAUGUAAAGGAACCUUCCGGGGAGAGGAUGGAUGGUGCAAAGGAACCUUCCGGGGGUAAGAUGGACGAUGCAAAGGAGCCUAUCGCGGAUAGCGUUGGCGGUAUAAAGGAACCUUCUGGGGACAUGAUGGAUGAUACUAAAUCUAAGGCGUUUUUUACUGAGAAUGUUAAGAGCAGAAAUGGACCCCCUGACGGUGUCCUGACUGGAGAAAAGGGACCCCCUGGAGGAAGUAUGGAGGAGAUAAAACACAGUUCAUGGUACAUCAUCGAAGGAUCGAACGGGGAGGAGGAAACAGAUGACAAAUGUAAUCCAACAAAUGAAGGUGACCAAACCACAAGUCAGGAACAAGACUCUACCUCUGGAGAAACAAAACGUGAAGAUAGAGGAACAGAGAAGAUGGUCUCAGGGAAGCCUUUCAUGUUUGGUCAUCGGAGGGUUGCCUCUUCCCCUCCUGCAAUUACUGUAACAUCAGUUGAUAGCACGUCGUUGUCCGGGGGGGAAAUCGCAAGUGGUGUGACUUACCUAGAGAGGAGCCGAAGUGACUCUGAUGUCAGUACCUGCGUCAAACAAGAACUUGACGAGUCUGUGAUGUCGACGGAAGACAACUUAGAAAAUCUUGAUGAAGACGACACUGAUGGCAGUGGGCAAAUGGGAAAAGAAAAAACAGUGGAAAGCAGCGACGCAGAAGGCUCUAUUAUAGAACGGAGUUUGCCUGAUUUCAGAAAAGUAAACACGGUGCCCAAAGCUCUAGACAAGAAAAGUGACCCAAUCCAUGAACACCACCUUCUCCCCCCUGGGGAGAAAGUACUUGUAGUUGUGAGUGAGAAGGAGACAAGCUCUAUUAUUGCCUACACACUGAGCACUAAAGAAUAUAACGAGUGCUUGCUUGACAUUCAGCGGACCCUGUCAGAAAUCAUGAAUGGAGCGACCAGGGAAUUUCUACAAAGUAAAAGUGAUUUCGGAAAGUCUGUUGACGUAUCUCUGAAGGGACAGCCGCAGGCGGACAUUCCGCAUUGUUCAGACAAGAUUAUCAGAGUUGAUUCCAGUACAGAGGCGAAUGAAGCAUUCCAUAUCCCCCUCCCUCUUCUCCUCCCCCCCCCCCCCCCCCCCCCCCCNAUGAGCAACAGUCAGGAAUAUCGAGUAGAGCCCGACUCACAAUCAUCACCUCAUAGAAAGCACAGCAAAGCGGAAAGGGUCGUGUACUCCAAGGUGAAACACACUGCUGCUCAGAAAGAGGACAUCAAGAAGGUGGAGAAUAUUCCAACUCAAGAUACUUCAGCUCAAGAUGACACUGAUCUCGUACAGUUUGGCUUCCAAAGAAAAGAUGCUAAUCCGGCGGUGGAUUUUCACUUCAAACACCAGUUUGCUGACAAUACCUGCCGGUUCUACUGUAGUAUAUAUUUUGCUGAACAGUUUCGACUUCUGAGAAAGAGAAUCUUUCCUGACGGCGAAGAGAAGUACAUUCGAUCUCUGCAGCAUUCAGUAGCGUGGGGGGCUCAAGGCGGAAAGUCGGGAUCAGCUUUUUUCAAAUCAUUAGAUGACCGGUUUGUUAUGAAGCAGAUGUCCCGGCAGGAGUUGCAGUGUUUUCUGGAGUUUGCUCCUCAUUACUUCCGCUACAUCAAUAAAGCUCUCGAUGAACAGCGACCGACCUUGUUGGCGAAGAUCUUGGGUAUAUACAGAAUUGGUUACAAGAACUCACAGACGAGCGCAACGAUGAGACAAGAUGUGCUUGUGAUGGAGAACUUGUUUUACGACCGGAAAAUCGACAAGACUUUUGAUUUAAAAGGAUCUAUGCGGAGCCGUUAUGUUCAGACUUCUGGGCUGAAGAAUGAUGUCCUGUUGGACGAAAAUUUACUUGAAAUGAUCCGUGAAUGUCCGAUAUUUUUCCGACCGCAUUCUAAAGCGAUUCUCUCCCGUGCGAUUCAUAACGACACCGAGUUUCUCGCUCAGCAGAUGGUCAUGGAUUACUCGCUUCUUGUCGGCAUAGAUGAAGCCAGAUCUGAACUCGUUACUGGAAUCAUAGAUUUUAUCCGAACAUUUACGUGGGAUAAGAAGCUAGAAAUGUACGUGAAAGCGAGUGGUAUUCUGGGAGGCCAAGGGAGAAUGCCCACUGUUGUGUCCCCAGAGCUGUACAGGACACGAUUCACCGAGGCCAUGCACAGGUACUUCCUUAUGGUCCCGGACAAAUGGACCGGGCUUGGGAGUGACCUUGACUAAGGAACCAGUAUGGUGUCCUCUUAGCUCUACAAGACACUGUUAGCCGGGGCCAUGCACAGGUACGUCCUUAUGGUCCCAGACAAAUGGACCGGGCUUAAGGAUGACCUCGACUACGGAACCACUGUUAUGUCCUCUUAGAUAUACAGGAGACAAUGCAACGAGGCUUUGCACAGGUACUUCCUUAUGGUCCCUGGUGGACUAGGCUUGGGAAUGACCUUGAAUAAGGUACCUGCUUUCCAAUUCAAUUUGUUCCGAGUGUUUUGUUAUAAGGACUUAUGAUCAAAAUUCUUCACUUUUUUGCAUACGUUUUCUAGAAUUGCCCGUGAAAAUUUAGUUUUUCAAUCAAGAAUGUGAAAUUGAAAUU